Messenger RNA from Tachysurus fulvidraco (yellow catfish), 4017 nucleotides. RefSeq names its product sodium/potassium transporting ATPase interacting 2 (gene nkain2). Bases 985 to 1611 code for a protein of 208 amino acids. The transcript is spliced from 7 exons. The record is from RefSeq and is a predicted model, not a curated record. Gene Ontology annotation, biological process: regulation of sodium ion transport. NCBI's taxonomy places the organism in Eukaryota, Metazoa, Chordata, Actinopteri, Siluriformes, Bagridae.
GCUCAGCUCCUCUGCCCUGAUCCUCCACUGCGCCCCGUAGCGCAUCAGCAUCAGCAUCAGCGCGCGCGCAAGUGAGAAAGAGAGAGAGAGAGAGAGAGAGAGAGAGAGAGAGAGGGAGAGAGAGAGAGAGAGAGAGAGAGAGAGACACCCCCGUCGCGCGCCCGGGUUUCUUCAAUCUGGAGCAUCAGAUGGCAGCGCUGCAUCUUUCGUCCCUAGGAUUUUUCUAACCGGUGUGAGCGCGCGACUUUUCUUUCUUUUUUUCUUUCUUCCUUUGUUAUUCUUUUGUAAAUCCCUUCAGCUUUAUAAAGCACCGAUUCCUGGUCUCCCGAGGAUGCACAUCGUGUUAGAGACGCGCACUCUUCCACUCCGUCCAGCUUCAUCUCAUUCCGUACGGAUAAAUGAAUUCCCUCCGGUUACCGUGUCGUGCUCCGGGAUAUAAAACCUGACAAGUUGAACACUCCGUUCUCUUGAAGCUUUUGAACACGGCAAGGAAACAUCGCGUGCCUAUGCGUCCUGUUCUAUUCUCUAGGAGGAGCGAUGAACGUUGCUCGGUCUGCGUGACCUCCCCACCGGAGUGCUUUGUCUCGUGGAGUAGGCGAAACGGCGCGAGCGUUACGUUGCCUCUUUUCCACACGCACGUAUGCUAUUUUGCCGCACAAAACAAUUUGACCAACUCGAAAACAAGUCUUGGGCAUUUUUACAGAUCUAACCUGUCAUCCCGUGUGGGAGAAUAACACUGACAUUUCAGGGCUCGUGAACAAACAGACUUUGGAAAGGUGUAAAAAGGGCGCACGAGCUGUUUAACUCCACCGGCUGGAUAUUAUUGUUGAGAGCAAACGCAGGAACGUGUGGUGAGUGAUAGAUAUUAAGGCAUGACAUCAACAGGAGUGAGAGAUUAAAUUAUUCAAGUCAGCCUGGUGAUUUUGGUAGGAGUUUUGGUGUGUGGCGCAAGUCCAGUGGAGCAGCCCGGAGUUCCGGAGCAUCAUGGGCUGCUGCAGUGGUCGCUGUACACUGGCCUUCAUCUGCGGCAUGCAGCUGAUUAGCAUUUUGGAACGGCAAAUAUUUGACUUUCUUGGUUACCAGUGGGCGCCGAUCCUCACAAACUUCAUCCACAUCAUCACAGUGAUUCUGGGCCUGUUCGGGACGGUGCAGUUCAGGCCAAGAUACGUCACCGGGUAUGCAGUCUGGCUGGUGCUCUGGGUCACCUGGAACAUCUUUGUCAUCUGCUUCUACCUGGAAGUGGGUGACCUUUCCAAGGACACAGACUUGAUCAUGACCUUUAAUAUUUCCAUGCAUCGCUCCUGGUGGAUGGAGAACGGUCCUGGGUGUAGGGUGACCCCCGUGACUCCCCCACCCUCCUGGGCUCCUGAAGACCACCGCUACAUCAGCAUAGCCGGCUGCGUGCUGGAGUACCAGUAUGUGGAGGUGGCGCACAGUUCCCUGCAGAUCAUCCUGGCUCUGGCUGGGUUCAUCUACGCCUGUUACGUGGUGAAACUCAUUUCAGAAGAGGAAGACAGCUUUGACUUUAUAGGUGGCUUCGACUCCUACGGGUACCAAGGACCACAGAAGACAUCUCAUUUGCAACUGCAACCAAUGUAUAUGUCAAAGUAACAAGGACAAACUGCCUUAUGAAAUGAUGAACUUCUGUCUCAACCUUUCGUCUUUUUACGUAAAUGUCUUAAUAUGAUAGUGUCUUAAGAACCAUUGGAGGAACGCAAGAUGUGGCACUUUAACCAGUCAACAAAUCUAGAACACUAGAGCCAAGGCAUUGGAUUUUCUCAGAUUGAAGCAUCGUGUCUGGCUGGAUUAAGCAAGAGCAAGAGCGCCACCAUGUGGCAGAAACUGCAGAAACACAACACAGUGGGGUUCGAGAUAAAAAAAGAAAAGAAAAAAGAAAAGAAAAGGCUGCAUUCAUCUCUGUGGACAUCAACACGAGGGAUGGAACCAGAAGACGAAAGAGUGCUGCGUUCUUAUAGACUCCAUUAGAAAAAAAACUCACUUACCGAAUGUUUCAUAACAGGUCCGAAUUGGCUCUAGAUAUCUGAUGUAGUGCUUGAGUGGUUAAUAGAGUAACUUAAGGAGAAUUAUACAUACGUGUUUACAUAUGGUUAUUCCAGUUGUUGGAAUACCAUUACUAGGUUGUCCUGAUGUCUGAUUACUGUACUCUGAACAUGUUUUUAAUCUGUAUUAUGGAUGUUUUCAUCUUGAAAGUGCCAAGAACAGUUCCAACAAACCCAAAACUGCCCAGAGACUUUCAACAGCAGUCAAAAAUAAGAGUAAUAAUAAUAAUAAUAAUAAUAAUAAUAAUAAUAAUAAUAAUAAUUCACCUAGUAAUUUCAUCGGUUGGAUGUGGUUCGCAGGUCAGCUGUGUUUGUUGCAUGAAGUGUCAUGUUGAAUAGCAUAUUUAAUUUGGAUCGACGGCAGGAACUAGCAGAGCUUUCUUUUAGAACAAAAAAGAUUCUGUGAAUACGAAUAUUGUGCUUUCUAAGACGCUGUUCAGUCUCGUGAAGAAGAAAACAAAGCGAAAACUAAACCUUCUUCCUACCUAUUCUAUUUUUUUUAUUAUUAUUAUUAUUCUUUGUUUUAUUUCUAACAUGUGUGGCAGUGUUCAAUCUUUUUCUAGUAGACUAAUCAAUUGUUUUAUGGGAGGGCCGUUCUGAUAAACUGUAUAUAGACGUUUGGAGAGGGGAGUAAAAGAGAAAAAAAACGAGGAAGCUGCAUUUAGUAGUGUGAUGUGAGAAGAGUGUGUGGUAGAGUUUGUGCUGUGGCCAAAUGUGCUUAUAUGUGUGUGUGUGUGUGUGUGUGUGUGUGUGUGUGUGUGUGUGUGUGUGUGUGUGUGUGUGUGUGUGUGUGUGUGUGUGUAGAUUCACCAUCGCAGGAACCCAUGAGGAGCCCUAAAAGCAGAUGUGCUUUCUCUGCAGAAUUGUUCCUUUGAUGUCACAGAGCUAACAACAUUAGUUGUAGUCCAUUAACACACCACACACACGACAGACAAAUCAUUUAUAACAUGCAGCCAUUCGCGUCUUUUACCUCCCGAGCGACCUGAAUGGCCUUUUGUGGAAAUACUCUGAACCAUGCUUGUACGGGAAAACAAAAGAAACCAAGUUCCUCAUUUAAAACUGCACUUUCACUCCCUAAUUAUAUUUCAAUAUCUUUUAUUGAGUCUGGAAUGAUACAUGAACGUAAGGAUCAUCAUUUAGGUCUCACGAAUGAAACCACAUCCCCUAUAAAUAAUGUGUGUUUUCUGCGUGUAAUCACACACCUUUUGUUAAACUUAUAAAGCAGACGUCUCCGUGGUCAGAGAAAACUUUUCAACGUGAUACGGAUAAAGUCUUUUACUGAGAAGUGCAUAACGCUCCACUCCAAUUAAUAACACUUUGCCUCCUGCUGACAAGCCGAAAUGAGCCUUUUUUCAUCACUUCCCUCAUGAAUUGCACUGAAGCUUUGAUGAUUAAUCAAGAUAUUGCAACAGAGCCAUUUUUCAGUCUUUAUUGGCUAAUAAUUCCCUACAGUCAUUGCUCUUUGGUUAUAGACGCACAGGAUGAAUAUGAAUACGCCAGACGAUAUUGUGAAUUUACGCCAUAAAAAGAGAACACAGCGUGUACUACAUCUGUCUUUGUAAUUUGGCUUUGGAUAUGAAAUAUUAGAGCGACAAAGGGUAAGCGGUGUGCAAUUGACUCGCAAAAACAGAACUCGCAAGAUUCAAUAGUUUAUUACUCCGUGUUUAUCAAAUCAGCUUGACUGCAACACCAGUUCUUUCUACUCAAAGACCUGUGUAAAUAUACUGCAUCUCUAUUCCAGACAUGGUGCUUGAUCAACCCUAACAACGGCGAUCACGCCGUCUCUCACUCUGCCAGCUGGUGAGAGGUUUACAGGAUUGUCUAGAUGUACAAUUUGAUGUCACCGGUUUAAAUGCGAGACUGGGAGACCAUUGUGAAUGAUGAUGCUACUUCUUGGUUUUUAUUUUAUAUACAUACAGUAGAUAUGACACCAUUCUGAUGAGCUUUAUAUACUGUA